UGGCGUUGUUUGACUUUUGCUGUUUUCUUCACUUUAUCCCAGGCAAAGUUCCUCACACAAGAUCAGAUCAAUGACUUUAAGGAGUGCUUCUCCCUGUAUGACCGCCAGAGGAAUGGCAGAAUCCAGGCCUCAGACCUGAUGUUGGUCAUGAGGUGUUUGGGCUCCAGUCCCACCCCCAAUGAAGUACACCGCCACCUGCUGAUCCACAACAUAGAGCACGGAGGAGAGCUGGACUUCUCCACCUUCCUCACUGUCAUGCACCGGCAGCUCCAGCAGGAGGCGCCAGAGGAGGAGAUCCUGGAGGCGCUGAGGAUGGCCGACAAAGAGCAGAAGGGCUACAUCCUGGUGUCGGAGCUGAGGGCCAAGCUCACCUGUCUGGGGGAGAGGCUGACAGACAGGGAGGUGGACGACCUGCUGAAGGAGGCAGGAGUGGGGGCAGAUGGGAGAGUUUACUGUGAGCAGUUUGCCAAAGCUGUGGCUCGAUCCUGCUCCAAGAGAUGA
Molecule: messenger RNA, 501 nt
Organism: Periophthalmus magnuspinnatus
Lineage: Eukaryota; Metazoa; Chordata; Actinopteri; Gobiiformes; Gobiidae
Product: calmodulin-like protein 4
Exons: 4
Coding region: 139-501 (120 amino acids)
Cellular component (GO): myosin II complex
Molecular function (GO): calcium ion binding
Source: RefSeq, a predicted model, not a curated record